Macrosiphum euphorbiae (potato aphid) is the source of this 366-nucleotide messenger RNA. The record is from the annotation of a GenBank genome assembly. NCBI's taxonomy places the organism in Eukaryota, Metazoa, Arthropoda, Insecta, Hemiptera, Aphididae.
AUGCAUUUACCGUGUUUUUCUGUCCGUCCCUUAGAAGACAAACCCAACGACUUUGGAAAGCAAAGGUGCUGGACGUCCAUCGGAUGGGGAUCCGUUACGAUGCUCAGUGGUUGGCUCGUGGACUAUUUCAGCUACGACAAAGUGCAAAAAGACUACACGCCAAUAUCGUAUUUGAUAUUGUCGUUUAUGAUUUUGAAUUUAUUCGUCGCUUCCAACAUCCCAGUGGUCGAGUUCAAACUGUCACAGAACACGUUCCAAAACGUUUUUAAAUUGUUCGGGAAACUUCACGUUAUAAGUUUUUUUGUUUGGAUCCAGCUGUCGCUGGGCGUUUAUAGCUCGAUGACGAUGAGUUAUCUCUUUUGGUAA